AUGUGCUUUACCAUUGCUCUCAUAUGUAUGACCUACCGUGGCCCCUAUAUGAACUACCAUGUCCCCUAUAUGACCUACCAUGGCCCCUAUAUGAACUACCAUGGCCCCUAUAUGAACUACCAUGGCCCCUAUAUGACCUACCAUGGCCCCUAUGGUUCCAACGCCACUUCCUUUGUAUCCGCAGUGCGUGAUCCUUGCCGGGGACGGAAGUGUCAGCACGGAGCCGUGUGCGUGGCCACUGACGACCGCCGCAGCGCCAGAUGUGAGUGUCCGGUGGAGUGCCGGGUCUACGGAGGGGGUCUGGGGUCGGUGGCCGUGUGUGGCUCCGACGGGGAGGACUACGAUAACGAGUGCCAGCUUCGGAGGCACGCCUGUAGGAGCCAGCGACACCUCGAGGUCAAGUACAUUGGCAAGUGCGACCCGUGCGAGGAGGUGUCGUGCACGGAACGACAGACGUGCCAGCUGGACCGCGAACGACGACCCAGCUGUCGCUGUAACGACGUCUGCGCCAAGGACUACGACCCCAUCUGCGCGUCGGACGGCAAGACCUAUUCGAACGAGUGUGUAAUGAAGGUGGAGGCAUGCAAGGCCAGGAAGUCCCUCUCAAUCAUCUACCGCGGCGCCUGCGAUGUGGGAUUGAACCCGUGCGACGGGUUGUCGUGCCUGCCGGGGGAGGAGUGCAAGAUUGACGUGUUCGGCAUCGCCCGCUGCGAGUGUCCUCCGGCCUGUGAGCCCGUCGUACGACCCGUCUGCGGCUCCGACCGCUCGACGUACGACAAUUUGUGUGAGCUUCAGCGCUCCGUCUGCGUGAAGCAGACCGAUAUUGUCGUCAGCUACGUCGGCGUCUGCGGAGAGGAGGGCCCCUGCGCCGGACACGUGUGUGGGCACCGGGGCGUGUGUGUGGAGCGGCAGGGGCGCCCCGUGUGCGAAUGCCCGCAGUGUCCGGCGCACCUCGACCCCGUCUGCGGCACUGACGGCAUCUCCUACGACAACGAGUGCCUCCUGCGGGCGGAGUCCUGUAGGAUCCACCGGGACAUCCCCGUCAGAUACAGAGGACGCUGCAUUAUCUCAGAGGAAAGCAUCGUUCUUACAGCGGGAUGUGAGAACAAGCAAUGUGACUUCUACGGUGUGUGUGAAGCUGAGGAGAGCGGGGCGGGGCGCUGCGUGUGUCCUGAAGGAUGUGUCAAGGUAGAGAGCAAGGUGUGUGGGACGGACGGCAUCACCUACCUCAACGAGUGUCUCCUGAAGGUCGCAGCUUGUCGCAAGCAGCAGUUUAUCAUCGUGGCUUCCAGAGGAGACUGUGAUCUGUGUCAGCAUGUGGUGUGCAAGUAUGGCGGGCGUUGCGAGGCUGGACGCUGCGUCUGCCCGAGAGACUGUCCCGCCACGCGGGAGCCCGUCUGCGCCUCCAACGGCCACACCUUCGUCAACGAAUGCGAGAUGCAGAAGGCCGCCUGUGGCCUGGAGGACGGCCUCAGGGUCACCUUCGUCGGGGAGUGUUCCGAGGCCCGCACUUCCGGCGUCAAGGACGACCCCAGCCUUGUGAGCCCUAGGGACUCCUCCCCGCCCCCUGUGGUAGUGAUGGUGGGCCCGCCCGGCCGUGCCUUCCCCCUUGGCGGCCAGCACGACGGCGACGUGUGCACGGGGAUGACGUGCGAGUACGGCUCGACGUGCACGGUGCUGGGGGACGGUCUACCUCGCUGCUCGUGUCGCCUCGACUGCUCCAAUGUCCCCCAGAGUCCCGUCUGCGGCUCCGAUCUCAAGAUGUAUUCCAGCGAAUGUCUUAUGAUUAGAGAAGGCUGUCAGCGGCAGGUGGAGCUGAGACUCAGGCCCCUUGAGCUCUGUGAAGACUUCGAGUUGACGCCCUGCAACGGGGACGAGCCCUUGGUGAACCCGGCCACGGGUCGAGACUUCUACUGCGGCAAAGGUCCUGACACGGAGACCUGCACUGCCGGGGCCUACUGCCACUGGACCCUCUCCUUCGCCAAGUGCUGCCCGCUACACAAAGAGGAGAACAAGACAGAGGUGGGUCCUUCGUGCCAAGAGUCCGCCCACGGCUGCUGCCCGGACCGUCGAACUCCCGCGCUAGCGCCCAACUACGCCGGCUGUCCUUCCAUCUGCCAGUGUCAUAAGCUGGGUGCCCACGACGAGACGUGUGACCCCGUGACCAAUCAGUGUCGGUGUAAGCCAGGAGUGGGCGGCACCAAGUGUGACCGCUGCGAGCCGGGCUUCUGGGGUCUGCCCAGGAUCCAACACGGCAGCCUGGGAUGUUUACCCUGCGGAUGUUCACUCUUCGGCUCUGUGAGGGAUGACUGUGAGCAGAUGACUGGGCAGUGUGUGUGCAAGCCUGGCAUCAGGGGCAAAAAGUGCAAUGGUUGCCCCGACGGCAUGGUGCUGAGCCCCAAGGGCUGUCGGCUUCAGAGCGAGACCAGCCCUCCGCCCCGUUCCUGUGCCGAACUCGAGUGUUACUUCGGAGCCCGCUGUCAGGAGCACAACAGACACGCGGAGUGUAAGUGUGAAGCCCAGUGCCCGGAAGACUCGUCAGCAGCUCCCCCUGUCUGCGGCUCCGAUGGGGAGACCUAUGCCAGCGAGUGUCACCUUCGACUCUUCGCCUGCCAUUACCAGAAGGACGUGGUGGUCGAUGCCCUGGGCCCAUGUCCUCCGCCAGGCAACCAGUCUGACGGCGUGACGGAAACACCUCUGCGUCGUUCUACUGCUCCCCUGUCAACGGAACCACAUCGUUCGGAGACGGCGAAGGCGACGCGUCACCUAUUGCAGCCAGAGUACGUGGUGGGAAGUGGGAGUGGGUCAAGCACCCACAGUCUCUCCAACAGCAUCUUCAGUGUGCCACCCACGCCUGUCACCAUAGCGGCCUUUGGGCUUUUGGGCUCCAUCUGUUACAGGGACAAGGACUGCUCUGUGCCUUACUCCCGCUGCAAGACGUCGAUCUGUACCUGCCGCGUUGGAUACACGCAGAGCGCCGACCGUCAGACAUGUGUAGUUAACACCCCAGGGAGGGAAGAGGUGGUGGGGGCAUGUAGCCGUCAGCCAUGCCAGAGAGGUGGCUCAUGUCGAGAGCUGCCUGAUGGGAGCUAUUCCUGCCACUGCACAUCCAGAGCUACAGGAGCCCACUGCGAGAAUGAGUUACCACCACCCUAUCAGAUUCCUUCCUUCAGUGGGUCCUCUUACUUAGAGGUGAAGAAGAUAAAGGCUUACAACAAAGUCCAGGUUGAACUGGAGUUUCGAACAUUUACGGACAGUGGAAUCCUACUGUACAGUCAACAACAGAAAGAUGGCUCAGGAGAUUUCCUCUCUUUGGCCCUUGUUGGUGGCUUCGUCGAGUUUCGCUACAAUCUGGGGUCUGGACCUGCAUUAAUUCGCAGCCAUGAACGAGUUCAGAUGAAGCGCUUCCAUAAAGUGGUGGCCAAAAGGUACCAACGAGAUGGUAUCCUGCAGCUAGAUAACUCAGAGGACGCCAUCGGCAAGGCUCCAGGGAACCUCAAAAGCCUAGAUCUUCGAGGCUCGACUUUUAUUGGCUAUGUACCUACCAACGAGAGACGGGUAUGGGAGAAUGCGGGUACGACAGAGGGGCUAGUGGGAUGCCUGCGAUCGGUGAGAAUCAAUGGCCGGCCACUGGACUUGGUAUGGCCCGGCUCUCCGCAUGUGGUGAGGGCAGAACAUGUGGGCGAGUGUUCUGCCUCCCCUUGUGCCUCUCUCCCGUGCCUUAACCAGGGCUCCUGCAGGCCUACUGAUGAUGGCCACUUUAAAUGUCUUUGCAUCCAGGGAUACACUGGAGAGAGGUGUGAGGUGCGUUUGGACCCAUGCGAGAGUCAACCAUGCCAAGCUGGUGCCACCUGUGUUACCCUCCCAUCAGAGGGCUUCCUCUGCAAGUGCCCUCCAGGCAGGACUGGCACCCUCUGUGACCAGAUGGACCGUACUCUUCGGGAGUCGGUUAUUCCAGACUUCGAUGGUGAUGCUUAUCUGGAACUUCCAACACUUGAGAAUGUCGGCAACUCUUUAGCCUUGGAGAUCUGGUUUCUCACCAGAUCUCCGGAUGGAGUGUUACUGUAUAAUGGACAGAUGGGUGGAGGAGGAGACUUCAUUGCCUUGAAUCUUCGCAAUGGACACGUUGAAUUCUCAUAUAACCUUGGCUCUGGUCUUGCAACACUAGUGAGCCCGAAUCGUGUGCCCCUCAAUACAUGGCAUGUGGUUCGUGUGCGACGAAAGAAGAGGCGUGGCGUUCUGCGACUUAAUCAGGGUCGUAGAGUCAUGGGCAAGAGUGGGCCGAGACUAAAAGAACUCAAUCUCAACCAGCCACUCUACCUUGGAGGCCUUGAAAAUUAUACGAUGGCACAUCCAGAUUCUGGUGUCACCAUGGGUUUCAAUGGAGCCAUUCAGCGUGUCCUUGUUAACUCAGAAGUCUUUGAUAACUUGGAUGAGCGAGCCACAGGUGGUCGAGGUGUCCGCAGGUAUAGAGGUCCUCCAUGUCAGCUCAACCCAUGUGAGAAUGGUGGAGUUUGUCAGCCCUUCCGCAACAGAUUUCUCUGUAAAUGCCCUGCUGCUUAUGGUGGAAAGUUCUGUGAAAAGCGUGUUAACGAGGAGCAGAUGAUGAAGCCUAUCAAGUUCGAUGGCAGCACAUUCCUCAAGUUCCCCAACAUGGUGUACAGAAUCAACCUCACCCAUUACAACCUCACUGCCGAAGACUAUGAUGUCUACGAUUUUCCGGAGCCCUGGACAGAUGUUGACCUCAGUUACCCAACUGAAUAUGAUCUUGAAGAUGACAUAGCGUUUUUAGAAGAGGAAGACUACGAAGAUGAAGAGAAGGCAGAAGAAAUGGAGUUGUUGGAAAAAAAGAAGGAAGAAGAAAUGGUCUCCUUGGGUGAGGAAGUUGAGGAACUUGAAGAGGGUUCUGGCCUGUUCUCCCUGUAUGAUGACGAAGAAGCUUUGUUGGAGGAGCAGGAAUACUAUAGUGCCUUGGCGACAAUGCAAAAGGAUGCCAGCAAGCAUGAAAACAACCUUAUACAAGACAAUAGAACAGACCAAGAAACAGAGGGGGAGGAUCUGGGAGGUAAACGUGGGCAAACUACCAACCACUUUGAGAUCAGGUUCCGUGCAACAGCCCCAAAUGGAGUCCUUGUGUGGCUGAACAAAGGCACCAGCGUCUCCAAGGACUACCUCUCCCUCGCAAUUAAUGGUGGCUUUGUUGAGCUCUCCUUCAACUUGGGCACACAGCAGUCUAUGCUCAUCAUUAAAUCCAAGAUUAGAGUGGAUGAUGGUCAGUGGCACACACUAGUAGUCCAUAGACGGAAGCGUCUUGGAGUUCUCAGAGUGGAUAAUGAACGGCCAGUCAAAGGCAUAGCUGAACGGGGGGCCACCACUCUUAACACAAAUGGCAAACUCUGGAUUGGUGGAUCCUCUAAAAUGCCGGAUGGCUUGCCUCAUGCCUACUAUCAAGGCUUCCAUGGUUGCAUUGAUUCUGUCCAAGUGGAAAACCGUGACCUCAAUCUCGUAACUCAUGGAGACGCACCACUCAUCAGAUUCUGUGAUGAGAUGCGGUGAGUGAACAGGAAGAGUAAAAGAAACGUUAAAGUUGUGUGACCGAGAGAAAUUUGUUUGUAAAAUGUUCAUUAAAUACUUCUAGGUGCAUAAGCAAGCAGUAUAGUGUCAUUACCAUCAGUUAACAGAUAUACUGCUGUAUAAGAGAAGGUACGACAACCUGGAAGAUGCCAAGGCAUUAAACAUUAGUGUUCACAGUGACUUCACAAAAUAUAUUGUGGUUCAAACUUAUGCACUGCAAAGCACAAGAAACUGUAAUACUUAAGAGAAAAGUACUGAACCAAAAAAUAAUUGUGCCAUGGUGCAGUCUUAAAUUAUAACAAGUCAAAGGUUGUGUUCUUGGUGUGGUUUUUGAUACUGUGUCGCAAACCUCAUGUUAUAGACGGUCUUCAUUGUUGCACAGAAGCCACACGACAAGGAUUGUUAUAAAUGCAAAAAUAGUGUACUUUAUUUUUUUCAAGAAAUUGCCUUUGAAUCUGGGAUUCAGUUCCAGGAAGGUGCAAAGGGAACACCACAACUGUUGUGUGUUCUCAGUGUGUGUAUAUAUACAGAACAUUAAAAUUACUUUGAAUGAAUGAGUGCAAGUGGUUGUGUGACAAGGCCAGGUCAUUUGGAAAGGCAAGGAAAGGGCUGAAUUUCUGGUUUGUAAACAUUGUCCAAUAACUGUUGACUACUUGUACCUCUGCAGUAUUUAGAAAAUUCUUGAAUAAAUUUGCACUUGCAGAAAGCUUUAGCAUUCGAAUUUCAGAGUAUUCAAGGGGGGGGGGGAUCUUAUGUUGUAUAUGAAAAAAGAAUUGACCAACUGUGAGUGAAAUACUGUGUGUAAUCUAUACAUUGUAUAUUAUUAUUCUUUGUUAAUUAUGUUAGACAUAUUCAACUAUUUUUUAAUAUCCUAAAGCUGUACAGAAUCACGCGAGGUCAACAUAAGGAAGUCACGUGGGGUCUGCCCUGCAGUUCUUGCACUGGCAGUUUAUGAUAAUCCAUCCAUACUUCUUGUUUAAGUUAAGUGUAAGAUUAUGUACAGCACUUACAUUCAUGGAUGAUGUGGGAGCACUUGUAAAAGUUUAUGGUUUUAAAAUACUUUUACUUGUAAUUGUCUUAUACAAUUGAGUAUACAGGUAAGGCAGUUAUCAGAACGCACUAAGCCAUUACGACUAUAUAGCACUUUGGAAGGAAUGAGAGGAUAAGAAUUUAGGAUAUGGUGGAGGAAAGGAAUGGCGUUCAACCACUUGGACAGUCUGGGAAUGAACACCGACCUGCAAGGAGAGAGACUGUCACUACCGUCCAGUCCAGGCAGUUGAACACCAUUUCUCUCCUCCGUCCAAUCCUAAAUCCUUUUCCUCUUAUUCCUUCCAAGUGCUAUAUGGUGCAUAUAUAUAUAUAGCACUAUAUGCUUAGUGCUUUCUUCUGAUAUUUGUAAUACAGACAAAUAAUAUUUGUAAUUUAUUAAUAAAUAAUAAAAUAUUUGUGAUAUGUAAUACAGACCUUACCUGUAUACAAUUUUAAUUGCACUAUUUCAAAAUAUUUACAUAAUAAUCAAAGAUUUUUUGAGCAUUAAUAACUAAUGAUCAAGCCAUACUUAGUUUUCUGCCAUUUAUUAUUUCUAGCUUCAGCUUCCUCCCAUGAAUGUUAUUAAUCAGGGACCUGCAUCGAGGUUGAAAAUUGCCACUGUUAGCUGCCUGUCCUCCCCAUUGGCAGAGCAAGGGGAGUGUUCAGCAAUGGUGAGAACCCAGAUGUAAUUUGUCAUAUUUUUUGUGAAGUUUUAAAAAGAGCCCACUUGUCUUCCAGAAGAAUGUGUAAUAUGUACAUAAUGUAAGAUAAUAGAGAAACUAAUUUUUACAAGACGUGCCAACAGUAGGUUUGUGCAAACUCACAAGGUUAGUAUUAAACGUAUAAUGUCAUAUGUAGUUCAUACUGUAAGUUUUAAAAAACACAAUUCAUUCCAUAAUUCAGGCAUUUCAAAACAUUCCACAGUCUUGAAUUUGCCUCAAGAUGUACAUGAAGCACUUGAUUAAAAAUUGAGAAGUUGGUCAUUUAAAGAAUUUAGAGCCAGUAAUUCCCUAGCAUGAUCUGUUCUGAGAUGUUGAUUGGUUUGCCGGACGAUUGGUUGAUUGCUUUUUGCUUUUGCAAAAAGCAGAGAAAUUGUCGAUCAAAACAAAGAUUGAUUAAAUCUGACCUUAGCCAGGAUAAGGGUUUUAUGUGUUAAGUAAAUGAAGUCGUUGCUGGAAUCGAGCGUUAUCAGAACAUCGCGAGUCAUACUUAAGACUUGUUACGUUGUUAACAAACUUAAGAUAAUUUUUAUUCAGUAUACUUUUAACAGUUGCUAUUUUUCAACAGCCAUAAAAUGUAAUGUUCCUACAGAUACUUUUAAAUAAUUUGUAAAGCUCUGAAAUGUUUCGAAGACCUUUUAUGUAGAUAAUUCACAGUGUGUUUGCACAUAUUUGUAGAAAAUACAAAAUACAAAGA
This is a messenger RNA of Procambarus clarkii (red swamp crayfish), 8019 nucleotides long. The record is from RefSeq and is a predicted model, not a curated record. Lineage: Eukaryota; Metazoa; Arthropoda; Malacostraca; Decapoda; Cambaridae.